Neoarius graeffei (lesser salmon catfish) is the source of this 8751-nucleotide messenger RNA. RefSeq names its product phospholipase A2 receptor 1 (gene pla2r1). The record is from RefSeq and is a predicted model, not a curated record. The transcript has 30 exons. Gene Ontology annotation, molecular function: signaling receptor activity. NCBI's taxonomy places the organism in Eukaryota, Metazoa, Chordata, Actinopteri, Siluriformes, Ariidae. The coding region runs from base 186 to 4724 and encodes 1512 amino acids.
GGCGCGUGACAGAGCGGAACAAGCCGCCCGGAAACGGAGUGAGGCGCGCGCGGUCGGGGGAAACGCGUCCCUCAGGCGGUGACGUCGGAAACCCGAAAAAAAAGAAAAGAAAAAAACUUGUGUGAAAGUGCGGGGGAAAGUGCGGAGCCCCCUCCCCGGCUGCAGUGGGAAGUCCUGAAGCAGGAAUGAGCUCUCCUUCCUUCUCUCAGGAAGUGUUCAGCCAGCUGCGAGGAGCUCCAGCUCCAACUUUCCCCUCUCGGUUCCCCAUGGAGGCUCUCGCGCUCAGGACGCCGCCGCUGCUGCUGCUCGUGCUGCGGCUCGCUGUGUGCAGCUCCAGCCGGGCUCCCGCCGCGCCACCGGAAGCUCCGCAGCACAGCCAGCUCACCCACUCCUUCUCCAAUAAAGGUGUAUUCCUUCUGGAGAGCAUAUCUUUGCAGCGCUGUCUCUUUGCCAACUCUUCUGGCAUCUCGCUGGCCAGCUGUGAUCGCUCAACCACUGGGUUGCUAUGGAAGUGGGUGUCUCGCCAUCGCCUCUUCAACCUAGGCACCAGCAUGUGCCUGGGCAUCAACGCAACGAACCAGCAGUCUGAAGUUGGAAUGUUCGAGUGUGACGUUCCCUUACACUCCAUGUGGUGGCGCUGUCAUGGCCAUGCUUUGUAUGGAACCACCCAGAAGAGCCUACUGGUGAUGAGCUCCCGGGUGACAGUAAAGAGAUCCAGCACGCACAACUGGAGGAUCUAUGGGGAGCUCGGAGAGGCUCCCUGUACUUACCCCUACGAAGAAAUCCACACUCUACUGGGGAAUGCCCAGGGUUUACCCUGUGCCCUGCCUUUCCAGUACAGUGGUAAGUGGUACUGGGACUGCACCUCAGAAGGUAGAGAGGAUCAGCACCUCUGGUGCGCCACCACCAGCAGCUAUGACCAGGACCAGAAGUGGGGAUUCUGCCCGACUGCAGUGCCCGGGUGUGAGCCGUUCUGGGAGAGCAGCGCUGAACUGAAAGCCUGUUAUCAGUUUAACUUGUACUCUCUCCUCACCUGGAGCCAAGCACUCACCUCCUGUCAGUCACAGGGAGCCAGUCUCCUGUCCAUCACGCACGCUGACGAGCACAGCUACAUCAGAGAUAAACUUGCAGAAAUGGGGGUGAUCGUCUGGACUGGACUAAACCAUCUAGCUCACGAUGGGGGGUGGCAGUGGUCAGACGGAUCCCCCCUGGCGCUGCUUCAGUAUACCUCAGACAUGACGUCGCUCGUGGUGCGGCAGAACCAGCUGUGUGGGGUGUUUAACUCCGCUCUGGGCGCAGGGCACUGGCAGAGCUUGUCCUGCGAUUCUGCUUUGCCUUACAUUUGCAAGAAAACCCCCAAUGUUAGCAGGAGAGCCGAGCCUAUUGCUUCUAACGUGCUACUUCCUGAUUCAGAUAACUGGCAGUAUAAGAACACUGUGUGUCCAGACGGCUGGAUCGAUCACAAUGGCUUCUGUUAUCGCUAUGUGGAUGAGAAGGGGAGCUGGGACAACUCCGUUAAUACAUGCAAGGCUCUCGGGGGACAACUGACCAGCAUCCUCUCCCUCUCUGAACAGGAGCUACUGCUCGCGCUCCUUAUUAACGCCUCUGACUCGAAGGUGUGGAUCGGUUUAUAUAUGGAGGCUGGUUCUCCAGCAGUUGAGUGGUCAGAUGGCUCACCUGUCACUCUUACAUCCUGGCAACGGCAGCAGCCUUCUCCUCGCCAUGAAGACAAACGCAUGUGUGUUGCUGCAGACAGGAAGAAUGCUAACUGGGCGUUUGAGGAGUGUGAGAAGAUGCAUCCAGCAGUUUGUCGUACCAAUGGUCUUGUACCCCUACACGCAACAGGAGAAUGGGAUGAAGGCUGCCCAGAGGGGUGGAAGAGGAAGGGAAACUCCUGCUACAAGAUUGCAGAUCAGGAGCAGACUUUCACGGACGCAGCGAAGGGUUAUUAUUGUAAAUCAUCUCUUGUCACUGUCGAGGACAGGUUUGAGCAAGCAUUUCUGAACAGCCUGAUCAGUGCACAGAACGGCUCUGCGUCCCAGUUUUACUGGACCGCUCUCCAGGACCAGAACAAGACUGGAAAUUAUAAUUGGUUGAUGGAGAACGGUUCUACAAUACCUCUCACCUACACCAACUGGAACCGCCACCAGCCCUUAGCGACCGGCGGAGGCUGUGUGGCGAUGACAGGAGGGCAGCGUCUCGGGCACUGGGAGGUGAAGAACUGCAACUCGUAUAAGGCCUUAGCGGUGUGUGAGCAGAGCGUGAGCAGUUACCACGAUGUCCUCCUUCCGAUACCACACAUAGACUUCUUUGCACCCUGUAAGGACGGAUGGGAAAGUCGUCCCAACCUGCAUCACUGCUACAAGGUGUUCCACAACGAGAAGAUCUUGAUGCGUCGCUCAUGGGCCGAAGCAGAGUUUUUCUGCCAGGCUCUCGGCGCAGACCUUGCCAGCUUUCACUAUUACGAGGACCAGGACUUCGUCAGACAGCUCCUGACUAAGAUGUUUGAUAGUACAGAGGGUCGUUGGUUCUGGGUUGGCUUCACUAAAAGAGAUCCACAGUCUGCUGGAGCCUGGGAGUGGUCAGAUGGCACACCGGUAGUGAAAUCAUUCAUAGAGGACAAGAAUGAGGACGUGAGCACUCAUGAUUGUGCGGUGUACAGCGAUCUUACCAACACUCUCACGCCCCGACCCUGCGACGCCAAACAUGAAUGGAUCUGCAAAGUGCCCCGAGGUGUGGAGUUAACAAAGCCUUAUUGGUACAACAAUCAGAAUGAGCCAUGGGUGUUCUACCGUGGAGCCGAGUACUACUUGGCCAGCCAGGCGUUCCCUUGGGAGACCGUGUUGUUCGCCUGUAAGAUGAUGGGAGCAGACUUGUUGUCCUUACACUCCAAAGAGGAAAUGGAAUUUGUCAGAGAACGCAUGAUGAAAGCUACUCAUAGUAUAGCUGAAUGGUGGAUUGGUCUGUCAGCUAACAGCGCACAUGAAGGCUUCAGCUGGACUGAUGGAACAGCCCUAGAUUAUCAGAACUGGAAAAAUGGAAUGCCUUCUCAACGAAUUGGACAAAACUGCAUCUCUAUGUCUCUGGAUGGGGUGUGGUCAACAGGUCGUUGUAAGGAUCUGCACGGUUACGUGUGUAAACGCAGAACCGUAUCGAUAGUGGAGACCCCACGGGAGCCUCACUUUAUCGGCGCCUGCCCGGAAAACUGGUUCUACUUUGGCCACAAGUGUCUGUUGCUGCAUCUUCCAACCCGGCCAAAGGAGGGGAAGAGCUGGAAAGAUGCUCAGUCCAUCUGCUCUAGCUUCCAAGGCAUGCUAGUCACAAUCGAGGAUGAAAUUGAGCAAGCUUACAUCACCAUGCUGCUUCAUGGCCAGUCUGAGGGAGUCUGGAUUGGCUUACAGGAUGCAGACACCAUGAAAUGGACCAAUGGGAAGCCUGUAACCUACACUAACUGGUCACCUGUAGAACCAGAGCACCCUGUCACUGAGGAGUGGUCGAGUGAGGGGACUGAGCCCUUGUGCACUGUUCUGUCCAACACUCACAACUUUCACUUUACGGGAAAGUGGUACAAGGAGAAGUGCACCCAGAGUGACUAUGGCUUUGUAUGUCAAAAACCACAAGACAAAACCAAACGUCCCUCUCACUUGUACCCUGACCCCGCCUCCCUGGAGACCUCCGAGUACAAGAACCGGAGUUACCGUGUUGUCCAUGGCAACCUGAGCUGGUACAAAGCUCUGACUGCUUGUGUGGAGAACAGUGCAGAGCUUGUGAGUAUCACCGAUCCGUUUCAUCAGGCCUACCUCACUGUACUGGUUAACCGACUGGGAGCCCCACACUGGAUCGGACUUCUGAGUCAGGACGACGGUAUAAAUUAUCGUUGGAUUGAUGGCAGUAAUAAUGUAUUCACACACUGGGACACAGUGGACGAUGAUGGGGACAAUUCUUUCGUGUUGGGAAAUUGCGUGUACAUUGACAUCACUGGUGGCUGGAGAAGAGCUGACUGUGACCAACCUCUUCCAGGAGCACUGUGCUACAUACCUCAACCUAAAAGCAUCGCAUUCUCCUCUGAAGUGGUGUGUCCAGAAACGUGGGUGAAGUUUCGCAGAAGCUGCUACAGUUUUGAGCCCGUUGUCUUAAGAAUGCCACUAGAGGAAGCCAGAAAGCACUGCAGGAAAAUAGGCAAUACUUCUGACGUUUUGACGAUCCGAGACGAGGAGGAGAACCGCUUCUUCCUGGAGCAGAUGAAGAACUUUUAUGAUGGCUUCAAGACUGUCUGGCUGGGCAUUUAUUAUAACAUGGACAAGGACGCUUUAACCUGGCUGGACGGCUCUGCACUGGACUACACAAACUGGCGCCUGAAAGCUCCGGAUGCGAGCGUGAUGCACGCAGACACGUGUGUGUCGAUGCGGGUGUCCGAUUCCGAUUGGCUCCUGGCCAGCUGCACAAACAGGCUUGGUUUCAUAUGCAAAACUCAUUCAGAGUCAGUCCAAGAAGUAGAGGUGCAGCCACUAACUGGUUUGCAUCAUGGCGUCGUUCCAGCUGCAGUCUUAGUGGCCAUAUUGUUCUUCGCGCUGAUUGCUGGACUGCUUUGGUUUGUGUACAAGAGAAACACGCUGGGCUUCCGGAGGCUUCCAUCACUCGGCAGUGCCUUCUACAGCUCUCACACCACAGACACAGAAGGGAACGUACUCCUGACGGAUCUAGAGACACACGCAGGGGAUUAGUACGUGAGAACUUUAGGUGGGGUGGGACAUUCUGGGACAUUUUUUUUUAUAUAUAUAUAUAUGUAUAUCCACGAGGACAGGAACAAAAGGUCAAAGGGUUUCUUUUUGUGAAGGUUAGAUUUAGGUAUAGCAAAGGAAUAAUUAGCUGCAAUAAUAAUUAUGUCCUCAUAUGGAUAGUAAGACAAACGUGUGUGUGUGUUAGAGAAAGAGAGCUAGCGAGAAAGACUUCCAUCAGGGAUCCCGUGGUCAGAAUCUUGUAUCUAAACAGCAUCUCUUUGCUGCGAUCAGCAGCAGCACUAUGUUGCGAUGCUUUUUAAACAGUAACAUGGAAAAUAGGGAAUAAGGAAGGGUUAAAUCCUGAGUUAAACAGUAAUACUUUCUUGUUUUCGCAGUAUCAGGGAGACUUUGCGAACACGACUCUCGACUGUUAAUCUAAAACAGCGAACCGUGAAACUUUCAGCCGGUGAAUGUUAUUUAUGCAACCUAUUUCACCCAUGUUCACAUGAACCUGCAAGCCUCGUUCAGCAGGAAGUUGAUUCUAGCCUGGAUCAGAACAGUAAACAACGAAUCGUUCAGGAAUAACGGUCUUUAAUAGCUUUAAAAUGAGCUGCAGCACACCGAAGCAGACUUGUUUCUUUUGGCCUUUGGUUAUCAGUAUUCGAACACGGUUUUUGUUCUGUUGAAUCACGAAUCCUGUUUUACGGGAGCAGAUUAGAGUAGAACUGCAUGUUUGUUCUUCGGCAAGCACUUUAUCUCAUUUCAGCGUCUCCCCAUGCUCUGUCUCGGCAUAAUUAGUGGAAUAAAGGCUGCUGCGAAUUUCCCAAUCCAGUGUUAAUCCCGACACUUUAAACGCCGAUGAACUCCAAAUCACAAAACGACCCGUACAAUAAAGAGUCAGGCAGGAUGCCGACUGCAGAUAAGGCUCCCACAUACCCCUUUUCCACCAAAUCAGUUCCAGGGCUGGUUCGGGGCCGGUGCUGGUUCACAACUCGUUCAACUUGCGAGCCAGCUGAGAACCAGUUUGCUUUUCCAUAGCUCGCGGUGCUAAGGGGAGCCACGUCAUUACGUCGCUGUAUACGUCAGUUACGUCGCUGCGUUUGCAUAAACCUUGGUGCGAACAUCAAAGCAACAACAACACAGAGAAGAAGAAGCAACAACAACAAUAAUGGAUGGCUGCUGCUUUACUGCAUCCAUGAUAUCUCGUCGCUUAUUUAAAAAUGGCGACCUUUCACGGUCUUGCUAUUGUUGUUGGUCUUAACAACUCCGCCCCCCCCCCACUGACGUAAGCGGUUCUUUCCUCUGGCCCAGCAGAGAGUUGGUGCUAGCCUGGAACCGGUUUUUCUGGCCCCAGAGCCAGUUCUUUGUCAGUGGAAACAGAAAACCCGGUUCCAAACUAAGCACUGGCCCCGAACCAGCCCUGGAACUGCUUUGGUGGAAAAGGGGCAACAGAGGACCUGUGUUUUCUUCACUGUAAUCUUUGGUCCGAUUUUGCCAUCCGAUUGUUGAUAUUUUGGAUAUUGUAAGUAAAUUGUAAAAGGUCAGCUGUGCUGAGCCGGAUUUAAAUUGUAUCUUUAAACGGAAAGAGCGGCUGAAUGAUGCCUGGUGUUCGUGUAGUCAGUUUUGUUAUCCGGUCAGCAUCUUGGGUUCUGUGUCCGAUAAAGGUCACUGUGUAAAAAGAUAUUCAGUUGCAGACAUGAAUGUCAUGGUAGGGUCGGGCUUUCAGUGGUUUCUUUGAACUGUUCUUUUCUGGCAAAGAAUGAUUGUACAAUCUUGAAAAAAGAAAAAGAAUUUGGUGCGCACAUUUUUCCAGAAAUCAACGCAGGGUCAAAAUUAUGCACACAGCACAUCUAGUAUUUGGCUAAAUAUGGAUCUUUGACUUCUUGGCAAAUUGAGUAGAGUUCAGUUCAAUUUGUGUGUUUCCUGGCACUGACCUGGUUUUCCAACACAGUGCGCAUAUUUUCACUCGGGACUUAAUGUUAUCCUGCUUUAUCCAUUCCACAACCAGCUUUGAUUUGUUCGGAGUAACCGUCAUGUUGGAACACCAAACAUGUUCAACUGUCUAGCUGAUGGUUUGAGGUCACGCUAAAGAAUUCCUCAUUAUUCCAGCCACUUUGUGUAACCGUGCUUAAUGGUUGCUUAACAGUUGGCACCGUGUUCUUGGGGUUAAAUGCCUCACCUUGACUCCUUCAAACAUAACUCUGGUCAUUGUGACCAAACAACUCAAACAUUGUCUCGUCUGACUAUGCAGCUUUCCUCCAGAAGGCUUUUACUUUGUCCGUAUGCUCAGCUGCAAACUUUAGUUGAUCUUGAAGAUGUCGAUUUUAGAGCAGGGGUUUCUUUCCCAGACAGCAGCGUACACUGCAAAAAAUAAAAAUCUUAGGAAGUUUAUUUGUCUAUUUUCAAGUCAAAACAUCUAGCCACCCUUAUUAUAAGACAUAAUUGCCCAACAAGCAAAACCUCAUUUAGCUAGAAGGGCUAGUUUUUAGACAGUCCAUCUUGAAAAUCUUGUAUAGCCAAAAUGUCUUGAAAAAGUCUUAUUUGGAGCACCUUUGAAAAUAAAACAAGUUUUUUUUAAAAACAAGUAAGUACAUUUUGGACAUUUGUCAAAUGCGGUUCAUCUUGUUUCAAGAAAAAAAAACAAAGUACUGUAUGCUUGUUUUGGGAAUAAAUGAACUUUACUGAAAUCUUUGAAGCUAGUGCCCCCAAAAUGCAUUGUCGUGGCUCAGGUGGAUAAGGCGCCACACCAUAAAUCCAGGGACCCGGGUUUGAGUCUGACCUGAGGUCAUUUCCCAAUCUCUCCCCCGCUCAUUUCCUGUCUCUACACUGUCCUAUCCAAUAAAGGUGGAAAAGGCCCCAAAAAAAUGACUUGAAUGGCUAAAUGUAAGAAGUACGAUCUUGUUAUAAGAACUAUUUUGAGUUAAUCAGAUCUCGCAUAAUAAGUUCCCCAAUCUUAUUUUGGAAUUAUUUCAUCUAAAAACAGGUUAGAUUUUUCAUCUUACUUUAAGAAAUCUUACCAAGUCAAAUUUGACUAGUUCCACUGGCAGAUUUUUUUUCACCUGAUUCAAGCAAAUAUGCUUUGUUUUAAUCUUUUAUUUCUUAUUUUUGAAAGGCCAUUUUUUGCAGUGUAUAAAACUCGCUUGAGUGUAUAAAGUGUUCCAGCAGGUUACAGUUUAUGACAGGGCUGUGACUUGGUGGUUCCUUGGUUGUUCCUGACCAGCUGAACCAAUUUCCUCUCAGCAGAGGGUGACAGUUUGGGUCUUCUUCCAGACCUUGAUAAAGUGGCUCCAACUCCCAAUAACUCGUACUUUUCAAACAAAACUUUUUUAAUGUUGGCCCAGAGAAGCUACAUCUGUAGUCAAUCAUGAUCAUGAAGAUAAGAGGCCUUGGCAAGUUAAAGAUCUACAGUAUGUUGCACAAUCAUUCUUCCCCAGAAAAAAAAAAAAAAACAGUUCAAAGAAAUCAUUGAUAGCCUAAUACUGCCAUGACUUCCACAUCCAUGAUAAGUGUAUGUACACUUCUGACCGCAAUGGUAUAUAACACUAAUUAGUAUAUUUUGUGGUCUUCUCCAGAAGCCAGCCUUGGUAUAGAUCCCAAGAUGGCAGUGCUUCCACUUUGUAUAUGCACUGUGCGCAUGGAAAUGUUAACAGGAUUGAUAUUACUUUUCUUCUUGAUGUGAUGUCAUGUCAUGUGAUUCUCAUGUGAUACACUAGCUGUACAGUACUGAAUCACAGUUUACAGUUUUACUGCCAUCUUUGUUUGAUUUGUAAUGAAGUGUUGUUGUUGUUUUUUUAACAGUUUUGAACAGCUGUACAAAGCUGCCACAAAGGCCCUUCAAUCUUAUUUGUAAUGUGCUUUUAUUUGUUGAAUCACUUGUGUGAAAUAGGAAGCUUGGGAAGCUUGUACAUUCAGUUUUUUACUUGUGAGAUCCAACACAUAGACAGUGACCAUAAAUAUGACCAUUUAUUUUCUUACUAUGCACAGUUCUGAUUCAGAGUCAGCUGAAAUAAAGGAAAUGUGCUCAAAGUUC